Cyclocybe aegerita is the source of this 963-nucleotide messenger RNA. NCBI's taxonomy places the organism in Eukaryota, Fungi, Basidiomycota, Agaricomycetes, Agaricales, Hemipholiotaceae. The record is from the annotation of a GenBank genome assembly.
AUGCCCCCAAAGCUUGGUAUUCAACGUCCAAAUAAUCGCCUGGAAUACCACAGGCCGAAGAUCCACUGGAAUGAGGCCAAAAUACCGCCUCUGAGCAACGAGUCGAAGAGGUGCUUGCGGAACUUAGCUGCUUACAGGCUUCCGAAGCAACGUCUGAGCUACCCUCGAUCGAAGUGUGCUGCUGUUCUCGUCGCGUUAUUCGUUGGGAGGCAUGGAGAUCUCUACGUGCUACUGAAUCGGCGGUCGGCGAACCUUAGAACAUACGCAGGCGACACGUCGUUACCUGGCGGAAAGAUGGAUCCAGAGGACAGAAACCUCGAGGAUACUGCGCGUCGAGAAGCAUUCGAAGAGAUUGGGCUACCUCGCGACCGAAGCAAAGUUCCUCUUCUAUGCAUCUUGGAACCUUUCCUCGCUGCCGAACUCAUCGUCACUCCUGUGGUUGUCCUGAUCCUCGAUAACACACUCCGACCAAUUCUCAACUCGGAUGAAGUGACGAGUCUCUUCUCCCACCCGCUGGUCUCAUUCCUCAGCUCCAAUUCGCCAUAUCCCUCCGAGCCAGACACGCUCGAGGUUCCAUAUCACACCUCUUUCGAGACCAAGUUCAGUGGACCACCUCAUCAAUCCUUCAGGGUGCACCAGUUCCUGACGGGGCGGGAGGCAGGAGGGAUCAAACCUGUGUUUGGACUCACAGCCGGGAUGUUGAUUCAAACGGCUACGAUUGGGUACGCUCGCCAACCCGAUUUCGAGGUCAACCCUCCAAACGCAGCGACAACAGAGGAGCGGAUAGCAUGGGCUCUCUUGCAUCGGAAGGUGUUCCAAGAAGCUUGCGAGAAAGAAGGCGUCGACGUCAGCGCCGCACAACGAAUUGUCGACAACUUUCUGAAGAGGUUGCAGGAAAGAGAGCGGAAGCAGGAGGAAAAGGAGCGCAAGAGGGAGCUGAAGAAGCGGCAGAAUAAACUCUGA